AUGCAUUCUACUUGCACAACAAGCACACGAUUCUUGCUGCUCUUCAUCGUCUUUUUGGUGUUAUACUCUUCAUCAACGCAUGGCGUUCCUGUGAAAUAUAAAACAUUCAACAUUGCUGGCUCGUAUUAUGUGGAUGGCGUUACUGAAACCUAUGACCUAGGAGAAUUUACGCCUCUCACGCAAAUAGGUGCUGCCAUCAUGAAUGAACAGCAUGAAAUAUUCAUCUCUGACACGUCGAAUCACGUGAUACGAAAAAUUCUGUCGAAUGGCUCUUGUGUGCUUUAUGCGGGCGUUGCAACUGCUGGCUACAAUGGUGAAGGGCUUGAUGCCUUGCAAACACAAUUCAAUGGACCAACAGGAUUGAGUUUAUCGACUAAUGGAGAUUUAUAUCUGGCUGAUACUGGAAAUUCAAUGAUUAGAAAAAUAUCAUCGAAAACCAUGAAGGUUUCCACUCUGGGAACGAGUAAAGAUUUUAAGAAUCCUAUGGGUGUGUUUGCUUUGGACGAUGUCAAUGUGUAUGUAGCAGACACUGGAAAUGAUUUAGUGAAACAUGUGAACACUCUCACUGGAAAGAUAACCAUUGUUGCAGGAGGUGGAUCAAUCUUAAGAACGGAUGUUUUAGCAACCAACUCGAAAGUACCAUCCCCUCAAGGAAUAUAUGUUACUAAGGAAGGUGUGAUCUUUGUUAGUGAUAUGAGUGGAUUUGUUCGAAAAAUAGAAGGAUCAAUUCUUGGACAACAAAUUAUUAGCAAUCUGAACAGCAAAUUUAUUUCUCCCAAGGGUAUAUUUAUGAAUAGUAAUAAUGAAAUAUUGGUGGCCGAUUCUGGUAUCAAUGGAGUCAAAUUAAUAUCAUCAGAUCGAACGAAAACUACCAUCUUGGCAGGGAAUGGCACCGAUGCAAAUGGAGAAUUUAUUAAUGCUAAGCUUUCUUUUAUGAAUCAGCCCUCUUUUGUUCAUGUGACACCACAGGGAGAUGUUCUAAUUACUGAGAAGAGUAUGGUUAAAAAGUUAAAAGAUGGUAUGAUCUCCACACUCAUUGGACGACAUUCCAACAAUUUGAAAUAUGGAGAUGGAAUGAAAGCAACAAAUUAUGGUGUCACCAUUCAUCCCAGUGAAAUAAGGGCUACCAAUAACGGAGAAUUGAUUAUUGUUGAUUCAGAUAGUCAUACCGUCAGAAAGGUGUUAAGUAAUGGAGUAAUUGUCACAAUUGCAGGAAUUCCAAAGACUUUUGGAUAUAAUGGUGAUGGAAAAGCAUCUCAAGUAUUGCUUUCAAAUCCGAUUGGAGCUUUUGUUUAUGAAAAUGGAGAAAUACUAAUUACCGAUAAGGGAAAUAAUUUGAUAAGGGUGAUUCAAAAAAAUGGAAACAUUACUACAUUGUUUAAUGUAACCAGCCCAAUAUCUGUAUUUGCCACAGGUUUCAAUUCCACACAUGGAGAAAUUUAUUUUUCUAAUGCAACUGGUAUUUACAAAUGUGAUACUUUUUUCAACGCCUUUCUAGUGUACAAAUACCAAACCUCUCCAUUCUUGGACGCGGCUGCAAUGAAAUUUCAUGUGAGCGCGCAACAGGAUGGCAAUGUGAUCUUUUUGUCUGAAUAUGGACAUUAUUCUCUCGUAAAGUAUUAUGAAAAGAAUCAAACACAAAUGACUGUAUAUCAGGACACCAACAACCAAACAGUGACCAGUAUUUUCGUGAAAAGUAACACCGUUCAUUUCGUUAAGGGAAAUUCUAGAAUUGUUCAAUUACAGGCAGAUGGAUCCAUUCAACAUGUGGCUGGAGUUGGCCCCAUUGGAGGAUAUGAAGUAGCUGGCUAUAGUGGAGAAUCCAAAAAUGCAAAGGAAUCCAUGAUAAGGUUUCCAAAUAGUUUGUUUGUUUCAGAUGACGGGGAGGUUUUCUUUUCAGAAAAAUCAGGACUUGUGCGAAAGGUAACUCGAGAAGGACAUCUUAUUUCUGUGGCAGGUCAUACACCGUUCAAAAUAGGUCCAACACUCACUCAAUCUAUUUUUCCAACAGUUUUUGGUGUUGCACCUGGACAAGAUGGAGGAUUGAUUUUCAAUAUCAAUGAUCCUAGUCUUUCUAACCUUUUACUCAACUUGGACUCCAAGGGCGGAGUGAAUCUACUUGCUGGACAUCGAGCUCUGUUACCACUCAGUCCUAACAAGUAUGAAGGUCCUCUCGCCUAUUCAUUUAUUGGAUUUCCGUUUUUUACAUUUGAUUUAAAUGGAGAUUUAAUUAUUAUUGAUUCAAAGAAUCAUGUGAUUUACAAAGUUGAUCAUAAUAAUGACACUAUUUCUCUAUUGGCAGGCGAUCCACUUUAUAGUGGAUUCAGUGAGGAUGGUACUCCAUCACACUUGUCCAAAUUACGACUUCCCAAGAUUCCUGUCAUUACUUCUAAUAAUGAAAUUAUUUUUGCAGAAGCUGGCAGUGGAAGAAUUCGAAAACUCUCUCAUUCAGGAACGUUACUGACAGUUGUGGUAAAUGCAACCAAAGCCAUUCAAGGUCUUGUUGUAUCACAAUCUGGAGAUAUUUAUUUCACAGAUGUGUCCAGUCAUGUGAUCAAAAUGUUCAACAUUUCCUCAAGUACUGUUUCAGUAGUUGCCGGAAACGGUAAACCAGGUUUUUAUGGAGAGGGAAUUUCAGCAUUAGAGGCUUCUCUUAAAGCACCUUCUGCUUUGGCUUUUACAUCGAACGGAGACUUGUUGGUUUUGGACACUGGUAAUUUUUGUAUUCGCAAAAUAUCCAAUGGAAACAUCACCACUGUUGCUGGAGUCCCAUCAGCUGCUGGUGUGUGUUCCUAUAAUGGAGAUGGUCUUUUAUCAACAUUUUCAUGCAUUUCAGGUGGUACCUCCAUGUUUGUUGGUAAACAGGGAGAGGUUAUUUUCGGUGACACUGCCAAUGGCCUUAUUCGCAAACUGGUUCCUUAUUGUGAAGGAAAUUACACGUUAGAUUCUACGUAUUCAGAUUGCACAUGUUUAAAAGGAUGGACAGGAACCUCUUGUGACAUACCCACAUGUAAUGGAAUAUCUGCAGUUUCCAACACGGUAUGCUCUGGAAGAGGUCAAUGUAAGAAUCCAAAUAUGUGCUCCUGUGACACUGGUUUCGAAGGUAACUUUUGUGAAAUUUCUUCUCAAACUACAACAAUCAUUGUUGCAGUGGUGGUUCCCAUUGCUACUCUUGCUGCACUUGUAUUGCUUGUUGGAAUUGUCAUUGCUGCCCUCGUCUUGGGUUUGAAACGAAGAAGAGACAACCAAUGUAAUGAUAUUGAAAUGAACCAAACACAAUUGACAGGUGUGAAAAACGAGACCGAUACAAUUACGGCAGACCUUCAAACAAUCUCAGAUUUUCCAUCGGAUGCAAGUGUUAAUUUUGCACCCUUAUUGAGCUCUAAUUCAAGAGAGUCCACUCGAGUUCAACAAGAUCCCUUUUCAAGAUAUCAAAACAUUCAGAAAAUUGGGCAAGGCGGAUUUGCCUCUGUGUUCAAAGCCCAUGACUCAAAAACCAACAAGACUGUUGCAGUUAAAGUUUUGAAGUUUUCGUCCAUGGAUGAAUUGAACAAUCUCAUGAAAGAAGGUAUUGAAUUGUUAAAGAUCAGUCAUGUCAACAUUUUGAAAGUGAACGAUGUAUUUGUUUCCAAAGAUCAAUUACUAUGCCUCGAUAUGGAAUUUUGUGAUUAUGGUGAUUUGUAUCGAUUUACAUCAGGACAAAUUGAGUGCUCUGAAAAUAUGGUCAAGCAAAUUAUUUAUCAGAUCUGUAAUGCACUGUCAUAUAUUCAUGGAACUUUGAACAUCAUCCAUCGUGACAUUAAACCUUCCAAUAUCUUCAUUAAGGACCUUAACGACCACAAGAUAUGGGUGGUACUCGCUGAUUUUGGAUUAGCUAAAGGAAAUACCAUUCAAUCAGAACAUCAAUCCUACGCUGGAACUCCACUCUACAUGUCCCCUGAAAUUUGUAUGGGAUGUAAAUACUAUUACAACACGGAUGUUUAUUCGUUGGGAGUGACCAUUUAUCAAAUCAUGACUCGAGAUGUGUACACUUCGAUCAGUCAUAUUUUGUUAUCCAAAGACCCACAGGAAUCCAAGCAAUUCCUUAAAAGCAAGAUGAUGAUGAACCACCAGUAUUCUGAAGAAUUAGUCGAUGCAGUGGUCCAGAUGAUGGAUAAAGAUAACUUGACAAGACCUAAUGCUCAGGAUAUUCUCUCUUUGCCCUAUUUUAAAAACUAA
This is a messenger RNA of Naegleria lovaniensis, 4218 nucleotides long. RefSeq lists its product as uncharacterized. NCBI's taxonomy places the organism in Eukaryota, Heterolobosea, Eutetramitea, Acrasida, Naegleriidae. Gene Ontology annotation, cellular component: cytoplasm. Gene Ontology annotation, molecular function: ATP binding; protein serine/threonine kinase activity. The record is from RefSeq and is a predicted model, not a curated record. The transcript has 4 exons. The coding region runs from base 1 to 4218 and encodes 1405 amino acids. Gene Ontology annotation, biological process: protein phosphorylation.